CAAUGUCAAAUCUGAUAAAAAAUAAUACCUACGAUUUUAGAAAUUCUCCUCCAGCUUUUAGUAAAGAAAAUUAUCUAAAUCACCAUUAAUUUAAUUAGAAAUCAGACAUGAACUUCAGAAUUUGAUUACAAUAUAUUUUAUCAUUCAAUAUACAGCAAACAAAAUGGGUGGAAAAGCCAAAUCAAGCCAACGUACUAAAAAUAAUGUUCGGCCAUCGAGUAGUGGUAGGAGUGCGGAACUUCUCAAUAAUGCUGUGAACCUGGAUCCAUCCCUGCUUACGGGGGGAAAGAUGAUGUCAGCUUUGUUCCCUACUCUGGCCACCCCCGUGCUGGACCAAGGCAUCCCAGCAGAGUUCUCUAUUUGCAUUAAAAAACUUAAUAAGAAAGACCCUGUCACAAAAGUCAAGGCACUCCAAGAACUAAGCGAUUUAGUCGGCAGUAGUAAAGUGGACGAUGUUGUGUUAGUACUACCGAGCUGGGCCCACUUCUACAAAAUAUUGUCAGUUGAUACUGACUGCAAGGUGCGAGAAAUGGCACAGAUGUGCCAAGGAUCUUUCGCUGCUGCGUGCGGGCGUCGCCUAGCGGCGGUGCUGCGGCGCCUGGUGCCGGCCUGGCUGCAGGCGCAGUACGACGAGCACGCGCCGGCUGCUGCGCACGCGCAACAUGCGCUGAAGGCUACCUUCCCUGAGAAUAAGCUGCCAGAGGUCAUAUCGUUUUGCAAGAAUGAAGUCAUGGCACAUCUAAUAGACACUCUCAUUGGGAACGCACAGAAAACCCUCAUAAAACCGGCUGAAGAGGCGGAGGAGCGCGAAUUACAACUCCAACGGUUAGUGAUCAGCAGCCUGCAAGGACUGCAGUACUUUGUGGCGCAUCUACCUGAGGAGCACCACGACUGGCUGUGGCAGCAGCUGCAGCCGCUGCUGGGCGCCAACGCCUUCUGGAAGUACGCCAGCAACGCGUCGGUACCACUCAGGGCGGCGUGGUUCGCGAGCGUGUCGCGCGUGGCGGGCCGGUUCGCGAGCACGUUCGCGGCGCAGGCGGGUGCUCGCGCGCUCAAGCUCGUGCUCGCGGCCGCGCACGACGCGCCGCCCGCGCUCGCGCCCUUCGUCUGGGGCUGCUUGUUGCAGUUCAUGCAUAGUGUGCCGGACUGGCACAAAUACCUGGACAGAAAAGAUUUACUUAUGAAAAGAAUGCUCGAUAUGUUAGAAAAAGGUGGUUGGGGUGAUGCCAAACGGCUUACCGACAUGCUUCUCCCGUUGUUGGCACACUUGCCUCCAGAAAUGCUGACUAAAGAAUUCUACGAAAUUUUCUUCAACUCAUUCUUCAAAGGCUUAGAAAAGAAAAGCAUAUUGAUUUCGAAAAGUGAACGCCAACACUGGAUCGCGAGUAUAGCCGAAUGUUUGAGGUAUCUCUCCAUCCAACAAAGCGAUUUCGCCGUAGAAGUGACGACAGCCGUUCACAGAAAUUGGCUGAAAUUCGCCCUUUCCUCAGAACGUGAAGGACAACUUAAAACCAACUUGAUCAAACACUCUGCUACCAAUAUGGCAGCUUUAGUGAAGUUCUGGUUAAAACAGUCUACAGAGACGAAUGGCGAGAAAUAUGAUCAACUCAUUAGAAACUUUUGGCAAAACGUCUGCUCAACAGUUUUGAGUCAAAUUGAAAAACCGGACGGCGGCGACAUCACUCAGAUAGUAGAAGGGCACAUAUUACUCCUGCAGACAUUAAAAAUUGCUUUCUUGAGUGACGGUAAAAAGGUUCAGAGCAUUAAGUUUGAUGGCGAUGUGCCAAACGAAACCGAAGCUAAGAUUCCUACGCAGGAGGUCGAUGCUGCCACCAUGGAAAGGUAUAACCAUAACUUGAAUGAAGUUGUCGAGAAAAUCUGUUGCAAUUACUUUGAAUACGCUGACAAAAAUGACGUUUCCGAUGCAGUACUAAUGCCCUUAAUCACUAUAUUGAACGAAUUUGAUAGUAAACAUUUGUAUAUGGCAUUGGCGAAGCAUUUCUCCGCGACCAGUAUUCACGAUUUUUAUGAUAAAGUGUUAAUGAAGUGGAUGUUAAGGGACACAAUGUGUUCUAAAACAAUUGUCGAUAUCAUCUUUAUCUUGCUGAAACAUUUGACUGAGGAAGAACAAGAAGCUGUCAUUAAUACAUUUGAUAAGUUGGGUCACGGCGUGGCCGCGGUGGAGUGGUGCGUGGGCGCGGCGCUGGGGCACGCGAUGUGGGGCGUGGCGGGGUCGCGCGCGUGGCUGCACGGGGCGCGGGUGCGGGCCGUGCUCGGUGCGGCCACCGCGCGGGCGCUGCGGAGGGAGUGCUCGCGGGCCACAACGCUGCUGCUGAUGGCGCUGUCGGCCGACGCGCGAGGCGAAAUGCUCAUAAGCGAAGAGACAGCAUCCGAAAUAGCUGAGUUAGCAAGCAACGCGCUAUCCGAAUGUCUAGAAGCGUCCGAAUCAGGCUCACAGUCAGAAUUCGACUUGGAACACGUGGCUUCGGUAGCUUCCCACCUCGCCACAGCAUUAGCCGCGCGCAGCACCGACAGCGCCGGCUACCAGCGCCUGGUGCGUGGCCUACUGCAGCUGCUACUGCGAGUGCCGCGCGGGGACCGGCGCCUGAGUGCGGGCGGGUGGCGCGAGGCCCGCUCCGCAGCUCACGACGGGCUGAGCGCCGCGGCUCCAGCGGAUCGCACUCGAGCCGCCGCCCUACUGUCCACGCGACUCGCAGCGCUGGUAAACGAAGUCGAUGUUCCCCAAAUCGAGCACAUGACAUCUCUCGCUCCGUACUUACUCAGCGGAUGCUCCUCCGCAGACGACGUACAAGAUGUGGUAGAAUUAACCAAGCAAUUACUAGACUUUAAUCUCGACCCAUCAGUGGAAAUCCCGGCAGUGCGUCACGACUGCGUUACCGGUCGCUUUAAUUGCCCCUUCGACGAUGACAACGACAUUAUACGCGCAGUAGUCAAAGACAGCGAGAAUCCUAUAGAACUCGCAAAAGAAACCCUUGUGCCGUGCAUAAAUAAAGUCCUCUUUCGAGCGUCGUACAUCAAAACGAUUCUCCACGCGAGCACAGAUGAAGAGGAUGAAAAGAAAGAAGAUAAUAGUUGGUGCAAUAUGCUGCUAAGUAACGAUUACUUGCAGAUGGAAUUCUGUAAGCUAUUAAGGGAAUUCAUGGUGCUCAGAUCGCUGGAUGAAGCCUACGGUUUCUGGCUACACCACGAUAUAAUUAGAGACGCUAAGGGCAAACUUGACGCUAUUAUCGAUGAUAUAAUAGUUGCUACUGAAAUUACAACGAGAAGCAAUAUUAAAGCUCGGCUUUCAGAGCUCGCAGCCGCCGAAGGUUACUAUUGGGCCUUUGCCAGAAGGUUAUAUGAGGUCAAAGCUGAGGGAGGAAAGACCGUAGACAAGAAUCCUGAUGAAAAAGUGCCCAGCGCAGUCGACAAUAAUGAAGAAGACAAUUCAGAAGUUACUUCCAGUGAAGAUGGCCCUCCAGAUGUUAAUAAGGAUAACGUAAAGGAUACCAAGUUGGAAAACGAUGGAGACGGCGAUCAUGAUCCAAAUUCCCAACCUUCCCCUACUCCAAAUAGUAACGCAGAUGAAGAAAACAUGCUGCAGAAGAUUAGCGGCAAAGGAUAUUAUCAUUGUUUACAGGCCAACUGCGAGUGGGGUGGGUCUGGCAGGCAACGUAUGACGUCCCUGUUCUCCGGCGCGCUGCGCAGCGUGGUGGCGGGGUUCCCCGAGGCCGCUGCCGGCCACGGUGCGAGCGAGAAGGCGAUAGCCAGCGCUAUCGCUCACGACUUGGACUUGUUCGUCGAGAUUUACCAUCGACUAGAUCCGGCUAUGUUCGGAGAGAGGGAUAUAACGCAAAUGUCGUGGGCCCAAGUGGUGGCCGAGGCGUGGAUAAUGGAGUGCAGCACCGCAGUCCUGCGGCAGACGGGAUGGGAUGCGCCGCAGCAUCACUGGGACUUCGUCACCGUCACUCUGUGCGCGAUUACUGACAACCUGUACCGGGCUAAACAUCACACCGACAAUACUAAGGUGGCGAUGAUAGCGCACUCUGCGCUCAAACUAUACACGUUCGUGAAUGAGUUCAUAUCGCACAUCCCCCACCAGUGCACCAGGCGCAUGCCCUCCCAGCACGUGGCCGCGCUGCCCCACGAGUGGCGCGAUGUGUUCAGCCCCGCCCUACAUCGGAAUCUGUACGCGCUGGCGGCACAUAUACUGGACUCUUCAUCGAAAUCGAUGACUUAUAACAAGUCUCGCGUCAUGAUCAGCCUGUCUCGGGCCAUCCGUCUAGCUGACUGGAAUCUCAUAGACUCGGCCCACAAGAACUCGUCCCUCCAGCUCUCCGUAUUGGUGGAAAAGUGCGGACAAGCAUUGGCCCAACCUCUACAUCCAUUGGUGCACUGUUUGGCCCACGCGACUCUCAUUGCGUUAGCUUCGCCGCUCGCUGAUUAUGAUGCGGAGAAAUUGUCGUCGUGGAGCGUUGAAGGACCUGAAGGCAGCAGUUCUCGGCCCGUGCUGGCCCCGGAUUGGUUCCAGCCGCAUCUCACUCGCGCCUUACAGUUGACUGACGAAAUAUUAUCGCCUUACACGGCGGGUCUGGAGGCAUGCGUGAUGCAGCCAGAUUCGGACAGUCACGGGCUGGCGCUGGGCGCGCUGUUACUAUCCGACGCGCUGUACGAGCUGAGUGCUCGCGCCAAGCAAGGACUCGCGCAUCACUACACGCAGAUGUUGAGGGACGCGCGCUUCGUAGAGACGUUGCUGCCGGUGUCGCUGCGGUUGCUGCCCGCGCCGCUGCUGGCCGCCGCCAAUGGAACGGCGCCUCUACCCGCGCACUACGCGCAUAUGUUUCAUACGACCCCGCUCAUACACGAACAAGAGGGUCGCUGGCGCGGGGCGGUGGAGUGGCUGGCGUGCCGCGCGGUGUACGCGUGCGUGGCGGGGCCCGGGGGGGGCGCCGCGAGGGGGUGGUGGGGCGCCGCGGGCCGCGGGGGGCGGGGGCUAGCCCGCCUCGUGGCCGCAUACAUCACGAGGGACCUGGUCGACAGGCAGAUGCACACGCUGCACAACUACACGCAUCCGGACGUGGAAAUCCGCAUCCACCGCGCGUCCCGCGAAGUGAUCGCCGAGCUGACGGUGGAGGAGCGGCGCGUGGAGCUGAUCAUCAGAUUCGGGACCGAGCACCCGCUCACGGCCCCGGCCGUCGCCGCGCCCGCGCCCCGACCCUCGGUGCCGACCGCCUGGAUCCCCGUCUACAUCGCGUACCAGAACGGCACGGUGGUGAACGCCAUCAAGAUGUGGAGCUCGGCCAUCAGCUCGCGCGUGGAGAGCUCCCCGCAGUGCUACAUCUGCUACUGCAGGCUGCACCCCACCACCGGCCACCUGCCUACCGUGCCCUGCCACCAGUGCCGGAACCGCUUCCACACGCCCUGCCUGCAUAAAUGGUUUGUGUCGAGCCAUCGGUCCAACUGUCCUCUGUGCAGAUCCUCGUUCUAGCAACUUCACACACACCUGAAGGCGAAUUUCAGCGAUCAGGAUGACAAAACAUAUUACACAGUGUCUAUUAUGCAAUUAUUUUUUGUCUUAAAUAAAAAGAGAAUAUGUGAGACUAGGUCUAACUAGAUGCUGUUUGUAGAGUAUGUUAUCAAUUAAAUAACUCUAUAGCUAAUAAUAUAUUAUUUUAUAUAGCUAGCUAUUUUUGUGACAAAAAAAUUGUGAAAAAACUUAAAGCAUAACAAAGUUAUAAAAACAAUAUUUAUUGUUGAUAAUAUUUUGGUCCAACAGCUGAAAAGAUUGUUAAGUAUUUAUAAGUGCAUGUGAUGUGACGUUCAAAUAAUAGACAAUUAGUUUUUUAUAUUGUAAUGAAAUUUGAACUCCCAUUAAUACAUUCAGAUAAAAACAUUUUUCAGUUAAUUGAAGACACUGAGUUUUCAUUUAUGAGUAUUCAUGUUGAUUGAUCAAUAAAUUAUAUUGUACAAUUAGAUUUUUAUUUAUAAACCAAUUUUAUGUUGUAAUGAGGACUCGAAAGAGCAAGGAUACAUUUUGAUUCACAUUAAGUACUUUUAUCUUUAAGUAUCAUCUUCAAAUAAUUCUAGUAACUUUAUGGCAUCACACCGAUUUAAAUUAUAUUAAUUGUUUCACAUUUAUACAAUAAUUGCUACUUUAUAAACAUCAAGAUCAUCUUGCCUUUCUGGACAUUUAAUAAUGAUACAAACCUUGCUAUCUAUCCCCUACUUUCCAUUAAACUCAGUUUUUGUACUCUGUUAUUCCAUUAAAUAACAAAAUAAUGAUACACUACUUUUUUGUUUCCUUUUAAACUGAUCUGAUUGAACUGUUUAUAAUGAAAUAUAAAAUUAUAAUAAUUUUAUCUUAAAAUUGAUAACAAUUUACCAGUAAUACUAAAAUUUUAUAUGAAUUUAUGCUAUUAAAUAGAAUAUUAUAUAGAAUUUUAUCUCUAUAAUGUUAUAUUGGCCUCGAACAGUCUCAUACAGAAUUCAUAUGACAUUUUCAGUCACUAAGCUCCCUUAUGGAAGAGUCUCAUUGUUCCAUCUUAUUUACAAACAAGUACAAAAUUUCCAAGGGGAUCAUUUACCAAGCUCAAUCCAAUUUACAAAAAAUGUUAUCUCUUCAACGUGUCUGCAGCUGUCUGUUGAUCCAGUCAAUAUCUUCAUAGAAGCGAGGGUCACUGAUGCGGAGAGCUGCUCUUUUAUAGAAGAAAUAGUAACAUGGAGACACUCAUCUCUGCACAGUGAAUAGGAAUAUAAGCAUAGGCGUGGAGAUGGAAUCGUGUUCAGUCCACUUUUCCAGCAACCAUACGGCGUGCAGCGUGACGCUAGCCGUGACGUAGGCCACGCACACCGCCGCCGCCGCGCGGAACUUGCGGAUCAAUACUUCCACCAAACCAGCCUGCACAACAAACAAUACCAAAAGAACGUCAUCAGCAUUGUCGUCAUGGAUAGAAUGAGAAAUAAAUCUUGAAAUAUGAAUAUCACGAGUAAACCAUCUCGAGUUCUAGGAAAUAAACUCAAGCAAUUAAAUAGUAGAUCACACAGCAUAAACAAAAUUUGGAAACACAAACAACACGUAUAUCUUGGCGUAGAUAGUUUCAUUUUGUAUGGGAAGUAUUUAUUUACUUUUACGAAAAUCGUCGCAGUUCCAAAAUUCGCAAGAAAAUCGAAAUCGACCGCUCCCGGAAAGCAAUUUUAUUUUUAAUUUCUAGGCAUAGGCAAAGUAUACUAAGUUUUUACAGUCUAGAACUUCGUAU
Messenger RNA from Chilo suppressalis (striped riceborer), 7256 nucleotides. The record is from the annotation of a GenBank genome assembly. Lineage: Eukaryota; Metazoa; Arthropoda; Insecta; Lepidoptera; Crambidae.